AAACAAAGAGUCAAAACCGUUGCUAAACUCCAUUGGACUGCGCAAUUAUCAACUGUCCCAAAGGCCCUAAACUUCACGCUCUACCAUUGCUUCUCCUCUUUAAAAAAAUGUAAUUACUUUUCAAAAAGCAAGUAAAAAACGAACGCUGGAGACACGACUGUGUAUAGUACAGAAAGACUACACAGCGGAGACCACAGAGAGAGAGAGAGAGAGAGAGAAGACGGCUGAAGCUACCCACACAGAGAGAGAUAGAGUGUGUCUUCCUGGAAGUCCAUGGCCGUGGGAAGCUGCGGAGAAUUAAGGAUAUCGUAGAAGAACCAGAGGAGCCGAAAAAGCCAAAAUCGAGAAGGGUAUAAAUCCAGCGACGCCGCUGCGGAUGGUGUGCUUUUUAUUUUAUUUUAUUUUAUUAAAUUGAAUGAUUGAUGCUAUGAUCAUGCCCUCAUGGUGGAAGUCAUCACCGUUUCUUAAUUCCUCGCUCCCACUUCUCACAAAACCCUAAAAUUCCGCUGCCCAAUUCGAAGAUCCCAAAGACUUUUCUCAGAAGUUGCCGACUACCCCUCAUCGCUUGUCAAUUCCCCUGCUUUCUGUUUCCAAAUUCUUCUCUGCAGCUUCGUUUGGCGUUUGCACAUGCGUGUUUUCUUUUAGGUUUACGAGCAGCAAUUUGAGGUGGACUUUGCUUUUGCUUGGGGAAAGCGGUGGUUCGUGGGUCUUUUCGCUUUUGAUUUCUGCUCAAUAGACCUGGUGAGGUUUGAUUCGGUACGAUUUAGUUGUGAAAGAGCUUUUACUUUAUUGCGUUUGAGUGGUUUCUUCGGGGUUUUUUCGAUUGAUUUAGUUGAUCCUGAGCUGGAUGAGGGGGUUUGAGAAAUUGAUUGUAGGGAGAAAAUUUUGAGCUUUUGUUGAAGAUUCGGAAGUAGAUGUAUCAAGCAGUUCCUGAAUUUUGCUGCUCUAAGCUGGUUCUCGUUAAAUCUGGGAAUAAUAUCGCGAUUUCAGAUUCGCUGGCGGCUUGGUUUGGGUGUAAUUUGAAGACUGAUUAGGUGUGUCUUUUGAGGUAGAGGGAUCGUACUUCAUCGAUUUUGAUAUACUGUGGGAAUCUGAGGCUUCUGCUAUUCUAUUUGCGGAUCAGGAUUUUGUAAGGUGUUUUAGAAUUUCAUUCUUCUGGUCUUAGUGAUUGAUGCUUUUCUGCUGGGAUUUGUGGUCGUGGGGUUCCGACUAGGGGUGAAUUUGCGAUGGAUGAAGCUCAGGGUGGCGCAAAUGCUCUACCCCCUUUCCUUUUGAAGACGUAUGAGAUGGUGGAUGAUCUUUCCACUGAUUCUAUUGUUUCGUGGAGUCAGAGUAAUAGGAGCUUUAUUGUCUGGAAUCCGCCUGAAUUCGCAAGAGAUUUGUUGCCUAGAUUCUUCAAGCACAAUAACUUCUCGAGUUUUAUCAGACAGCUGAACACAUAUGGUUUUAGAAAGAUUGAUCCUGAGCAAUGGGAAUUUGCAAAUGAGGAUUUUGUAAGGGGUCAACCACACCUUCUGAAAAACAUCCAUAGACGCAAGCCAGUUCACAGUCAUUCUUUACAGAAUCACCAAGGGCAAGGAGCUUCUGGCUCAUUGACUGAAUCCGAGAGGCAGGUACUUAAGGAUGAGAUUGAUAGGCUGAAACGUGAUAAAGAAUUUCUUCUUUUGGAGAUGCAAAAGGAUAAACAGGAGCGGCAAGGACUUGAGUUGCCAAUGCAGCUUUUGAAGGAGCGUUUGCAACAAAGAAACCAAAGACAGCGAAAUAUGGUUUCUUUCUUGGCUCGAGUCUUGCAGAAGCCAGGGCUUGCUCUAAAUCUCCUGCCACAAUUAGAGUCCCAUGAUAGAAAGAGAAGAUUGCCUAGAGUUGAUUACUUUCACGAGGAAGCAAGCCCAGAGGAAAAUAAAAUUGUAACUAGAGAAAAUAUGGAUGUUUCUUCAGCUCUGGCAUCAAUAAUGGAGCUGUUUGAGUUGUUGGAGUCGUCUGUGAUUUUUUGGGAGAAUGUUCUGCAUGAGUUCUUCCAAUCUUUCAUUAAUUCUCCCCUGGAGUUGGAUGAAUCUACCGAUUGUGCAGAAAGCCCUGCUAUAUCUUACGUGCAACUUGACAUUCAGUAUAAAUCGUCAAGCAUUGACAUGAAUUGUGAGCCCGCUGCUACUACUGGCCCUGAACCUGAGGUUGUUUCCUCAAAAGAGAAAGUAGUUGGAAGUGCAGCUGCUGCGGCAGCUGGGGCCAAUGAUGUAUUCUGGGAGCAGUUCUUGACUGAGAAUCCUGGUUCUUCUGAUAAGCAGGAAGUUCAAUCAGAAAGAAAGGAUUCUGAUGGCAAGAAGAAAGAAAAUGAACCAAUUGAUCGUGGCAGGUUUUGGUGGGGUAUAAGGAAUGUAAAUAACCUUGCAGAACAGAUGGGGCAGCUUACCCCCGCUGGGCAAAUUUGAUGGUGUUUAAUUCUUUUUUUCCACGUCUUGCAGCUAGUAGCUUUCUGUAUUACAGAUAGGUACAAUUGGUUUAAUUUUGAAUAAGAUAGAUUUUGGUGUUUAUAAUC
Malania oleifera is the source of this 2536-nucleotide messenger RNA. RefSeq names its product heat stress transcription factor A-4a. The coding region runs from base 1227 to 2429 and encodes 400 amino acids. NCBI's taxonomy places the organism in Eukaryota, Viridiplantae, Streptophyta, Magnoliopsida, Santalales, Ximeniaceae. Gene Ontology annotation, biological process: regulation of transcription by RNA polymerase II. The record is from RefSeq and is a predicted model, not a curated record. Gene Ontology annotation, cellular component: nucleus. Gene Ontology annotation, molecular function: RNA polymerase II cis-regulatory region sequence-specific DNA binding; DNA-binding transcription factor activity. The transcript has 3 exons.